AUGUCAACACUGAAGAAGUGGAAAAACCGAGACUUGAACGUAUACGUUAGAAACCAGACCUUCUACGAAGACGGCCAGCCUGUCAACGAGUUCUCUAAGUUCGGAAACAGAGUGGACAGGAUAAUACAUACGCUUGAGCUUGUCAUCGAACACCAAAACCGGGUGAAAGACGGGAUAGAAGUCCCUCAUACUGUCGAUACUCGGAAAGGCAUCGUGGGCUUCGAUAUCCGAGACAUUAUCAAAUCCCAUCGUAAGUUCCGCUCUCGCGUUGAGCGUAUUAGCUCACCGGAUAAGGGUUGGGUCGAUCUUCUGCCUGCUUUAGGCAUACUUACGAUACUUGGGAAUAAUUUCGGAGACGUCCUAUGCCCUUCCGAUCCUGAUGCAUGUUGCUCUGCAUGGCGAUCUGUUCCUAAGGAUCAGAAUUAUCUGGCGGCUUCCGUUUCAACGCUUGCACUGUUGCUAGAGCACCUACAGCAGUCGAGUCCUGAGUUGGGCAUUGGAGAAUUCACGUCCGAGCUUUCUUGGAGGUCACCUUGCAAGCCUUUCGAGUCUUGCCAGUGCAUCAAGGGCAAGCACGUCGAAGGAUCAGCUCAUCACGACCCGGGCCAAUACAUUGUGUCCAGUUCGCGGUGGCAUCAGAUUAGGCUGAAAGAGGCGAAGCCUUGUGAUGUUUCACUUUUGGAAGGAACCGGCGCUGUUGUAUUCGCCAACAUCACAAGUCUGGGUAGUCGCCCUAAAGCUCAUAAUGUAGAGGCGACUGCGAACGCUCCCCAAGAACCCUCGGCGGGCCUUGUGACGAACGGAAACCACCAGAGCUCACCAGACCCAGCUAGCCAGUCGACCACAGAUCAAUCGUUAGGCUCGACGGAUCCAACAGAAACAAGCCUACAGGUUGCGGGCCCCGCAUUGAACAGCGGCGAUGAAAGCUUGCCAGUAUCAGCUAGCCAGCCGGCCUCAGCUCAGUCAUCGAGAUCCAUGAAACCAACGCAAGCAAGUAUACGGAACGCAGGCUCAACCAGCUCUGGAGAUCAGACUAGGACUCAUAAAGACCAGGGUACAUUCGCCAGGCUGAGAGAAAAGUGCAAGGGUAAAUGGACACGAAUAACGUUUGAUCUGGCUCGAAAACGCGCAAACACCUGA
Molecule: messenger RNA, 1140 nt
Organism: Alternaria arbusti
Lineage: Eukaryota; Fungi; Ascomycota; Dothideomycetes; Pleosporales; Pleosporaceae
Exons: 1
Coding region: 1-1140 (379 amino acids)
Source: RefSeq, a predicted model, not a curated record